AUGGCAACGACAAAUUCGUUGAAUUUGAUGGAGACUGCUUUGACUACAUGCGAUAGUAUCGCGAUCUUCAAACGAUUUCUGUCAAAAACUCAAGAUUCCUACAAACAAGAAUUCGAGGCAUUAUCACAAAUACUAGAAGAGAUUGACAAUAUAUUAAGAACAAAUCCCAAUUCUGAUUUUCAAGCUGAUUCAUCAUUUUGGAGUCCAUGGUUUUCUGUAUUGAAUAAAACAUUUGAUCCAUUAGCUGAUCUUUUAACUAAAAUUAUCAAGAAGAAUGAAAAAUCUCUUGAUAAAAAUUCACAUAGUCAAAUUCAAGUAUAUCAACAACAACUCAAUGCGAUCAUUGACAAUUACAAGGUCCAUUCACAAACUAAAAGUAAGAAAGCAAUCGCAUGA
Molecule: messenger RNA, 396 nt
Organism: Rotaria sp. Silwood2
Lineage: Eukaryota; Metazoa; Rotifera; Eurotatoria; Philodinida; Philodinidae
Source: the annotation of a GenBank genome assembly